Messenger RNA from Echinostoma caproni, 888 nucleotides. The record is from the annotation of a GenBank genome assembly. Lineage: Eukaryota; Metazoa; Platyhelminthes; Trematoda; Plagiorchiida; Echinostomatidae.
AUGCACGACUUCUUAAAUAGGCCAGACAGUCUAAAUGCACUCUGUCACUUCCUGAUCCACCCUACCAAACGACACUGUCACGAGGAACCAGAUGUGAUAUUAUGCACCCCAAUGUAUUCGAUAUCGGGUUGCAAGGCCAAUGACGGCAAAGGAAUGAGCACACUGGUGGGCUACGACAUCAAUCUCUAUCCAGCCUAUGUACUCGGUUUCUCCGGAAACGGUGUCCGAGUGGCCAUUGUGGAUGACGGUUUGGACUAUGAUCAUUGCGAUUUGAAGGACAACUACGAUUCGGAAAUUUCCACUAAUCUGGUCGAUCCAGAAGGUGGGAAAAAUUAUCCCAUUCCACGGGGUAAAACAAUUCCAAAGUCUCAGGGGCAUGGAACGCAAUGUGCAGGUUUGGUCGCAGCUGUUGCCAAUAACGAAUACUGUUCUCACGGCGUAUCCCACAAAGCGAGAAUAGGCGGGAUUCGAGUUCUGGGAGAACGUGUGACCGAUUCGUUGGAAGCUCAAGCUUUUUCUCAUGCAUGGAACAAGGUGGAUAUUUACUGCGCAUCAUGGGGUCCCACAGAUGAUGGGAUGACCAUGGACAUGCCCCGUAAACUUGCCCUAUCCGCAAUCAGAAAAGUCUGGCGAGAGGGACGCAAAGGAAAAGGUACACUCUAUGUAUUUGCCUCCGGAAACGGUGGCGCAUUUAAUGACAGUUGUGGAGCGGAUGGAUUUGUCGGUCAGCCGGAAAUCAUUUCAGUUGGAGCCUUGGAUGAGACCGGAUCUAGGGCUGCCUAUGCCGAAUCUUGUGCCAGUCUUCGUUGUGCUGUCCCUGUGGGAAGUUUGGAGCGUGGAGGAAACAUUUUGGUGAGCGCUGCGAACUUCGGUUUCCCAUCAAAUUAA